Messenger RNA from Necator americanus (New World hookworm), 2223 nucleotides. RefSeq lists its product as uncharacterized. Gene Ontology annotation, cellular component: catalytic step 2 spliceosome; intracellular anatomical structure. The record is from RefSeq and is a predicted model, not a curated record. The transcript has 24 exons. Lineage: Eukaryota; Metazoa; Nematoda; Chromadorea; Rhabditida; Ancylostomatidae. Gene Ontology annotation, molecular function: ATP binding; helicase activity; RNA binding. The coding region runs from base 1 to 2223 and encodes 740 amino acids.
AUGAAACGCAUUGAAAGGGAAUGUCCAAGGACCAGAGGAUUGAGAGCGGAUGACGUCAUCCUUCUUUGUGUAUAUUCGCGAGGCAUGCCAGAAUACCAUCCUGGCCAUGGUCAUCGUGAACGAGAGAAUGAUCCGAGGAAUCGUUUCAAAUUUCUGCGACCAGAUGACCGACCUGAUAAAGUCCGUACUGAUAGACUCGCUGAACCAUCAGGAUCAACGCAAGAUACGCUGACUGUAUACAACAAUCCAUAUGCUUCGUUGAAUAUGAAGCAACAACGUGCUCGUUUGCCGAUUUAUAAGAAUCGAGACCAUGUUUUGUAUCUAUGCGAGAAGUAUCGUACGGUCAUAAUUAUUGGAGAAACGGGUUGUGGAAAGAGUACUCAGGUUCCCCAAUAUCUUUUGGAAGCAGGAUGGACUAACGAUGGACGAAUGAUAGGCGUUACGCAACCACGAAGGGUUGCAGUUGUUACGUUAGCCUCUCGUGUUGCCGAAGAAAAAGAAGCAAUUCUAGGUCAAGACGUUGGGUAUACAGUUCGAUUUGAUGACGUCACCGAUGAUAAGACAAAAAUAAAAUAUAUGACGGAUGGUAUUCUUCUGAGAGAACUAUUAACAGAUCCCUUACUUUCCAAGUACAGUGUGAUUAUGAUAGACGAAGCGCAUGAGAGAACAUGCAAUUCUGAUAUUUUGCUGGGUUUGUUACGGAAAGUGCUGAUUGUAAGACCAGAUCUGCGAAUAAUUGUGUCAUCUGCAACGCUCGAUGCAGAGUUGUUUCGGGACUUCUUUGAGUUGAAUGAAAGUGACGACCACAGUCGCGAUACAGCUUGUAUAAUGUCAGUUGAAGGACGAACACAUCCAGUUGCCAUCUACCAUACAAAAACAGCGGUGCCAAAUUACAUCAAAGCUACUGUUGAAACUGUAUUGGAAAUCCACAAGAAGGAAAUUCCUGGUGAUAUUCUUGUUUUUCUAACGGGGCAAGAAGAAGUUAUCGAGGUUUGUGAAAUGCUCUCCGAUGGUUCCGACCGCCUUCGAAAUGUCGAUAAACUGUGGAUUGUGCCGUGCUAUGGUGCGUUGCCACCAAGAGAACAGUUGAAAGCUUUUGACUCCACUCCUCAUGGCACUAGAAAAGUCGUGGUUGCAACGAAUAUAGCAGAGGCGUCUGUGACUAUUCCAGGGAUAGCAUACGUAGUAGAUUGUGGAUUUGUGAAGCUACGGGCUAUGAAUUCCGAUAAUGGCAUCGAGACCCUGAUGCGACUACCGAUCUCAAAGGCAUCAGCGGAGCAAAGAGCCGGGCGAGCUGGCAGAAUUCGUCCCGGCAAAGCGUACAGAUUAUAUCCUGAGUCGCAAUACGAAAAACUAUGCGAAGGGACGAUACCAGAAAUUCAACGGUGUCAUUUGGCACCAGUGGUUCUACAGCUGAAGGCGCUUGGGAUCCAGAAUGUCCACAAAUUCCAUUAUCUUUCGAGGCCUCCGUCAUGGUCGAUGAUUAAUGCUCUGGAGUUGUUGUAUGCACUAGGAGCGUUGGACGAAAAAUCCAUGCUCACUAAUCCACUUGGUCUUCGUAUGUCCGAGUUUCCGUUGCCCCCAAUGCACAGCAAAUGCCUUCUGACUUCAGGCGAUUUUGGUUGCAGUGAAGAAAUUGCGACAAUUAUCGCGAUGUUGCAAGUGCAAGAUGUGUUUGUGGCUCCUACAAGAAAUAGGCAUAAUGCUGAGGAAAUCAAACGGCGUUUUGCUGCCGAAGAAGGGGAUCACAUAGCACUACUGAAUGUGUAUACUAUGUUUAUGAAGAACAAUAAGAGUCGGAAGUGGUGUGGUGAUCAUUACCUCAACUAUCGAGGCUUAUGUCGCGCUGACAAUGUACGCGCUCAGCUGGUGCGGCUGCUGCGUCGCUUCGAAGUUCCUCUCGUUUCGGCAAGGGGGGAACCCGGAGCUACUACAAAGAUCCUGAGAUGCCUUGUGUCCGGCUUCUUCUCUCAGGCCGCGCGUUAUCACUACACUGGGAAAUAUGUGACCGUCAAAGAAGAAUUCCCUUUUAAUGUGUACAAAGGAUCAGUCAUUAUGUACAAAAAGGACUAUCCGAAAUGGGUGAUUUUCACGGAAGCUAUGCAGGAUUCCAUCAGAGAUGUUUCAGUAAUCGAACCACAUUGGUUAUAUGAACUAGCGCCACAUUACUACGAAUUUGGAACGGAUAGUGAGGUGGCAAGAAAACGGGCUCGAGAAAGCUGA